Messenger RNA from Aspergillus ibericus CBS 121593, 1936 nucleotides. RefSeq names its product purine-cytosine permease family protein. The record is from RefSeq and is a predicted model, not a curated record. Gene Ontology annotation, biological process: transmembrane transport. NCBI's taxonomy places the organism in Eukaryota, Fungi, Ascomycota, Eurotiomycetes, Eurotiales, Aspergillaceae. The transcript is spliced from 2 exons. Gene Ontology annotation, cellular component: plasma membrane; fungal-type vacuole membrane. The coding region runs from base 241 to 1785 and encodes 514 amino acids. Gene Ontology annotation, molecular function: transmembrane transporter activity.
CCCAUCGCCGGAUCCAACUCUACCUUAGCUUUAACUUAGUCCCUGCUCUAGUGUCCCAUACAGGGGGGCAAAACUCCCCUCCAUCCUCCAUCCGGCUGUGAAUUUUUCUCCCAUCAUGCAGCUGGGUUUGCAUUAAAUCCUCUUGAUUUCUCUCGACGCCUGCGUUGAUUUCGUUCAUCUGCUGGGUUCAGUUUUGAUCUUCGUUUGCGCCAGUUCGCAGACCUCUAUCAGUCUAUCAGCAUGGCGGAUACCAUGCGCGACGAGGAGAAGGGCAUCCGCGCCCCUCCGGCCGUCGAGUCGUUCUCGGUCCCCUCGGAACAUGACAAGGAAAUGUCUGCUUUCCCAUCCUCGGAGAGUGCCUGGACGAGGUUCAACGAUCGGAUUCAGUCCAUCAAGUUCCUCGAAAGGCGUGGUAUUGAGCGUGUGCCCGAGUCGGAGCGUCAUGCCGCCUCCGCAUCCCACUAUAUGCAGAUGACCCUGCUCUGGUUCAGCACCAACAUCACCGCCAACAACAUUGCCGUGGGUAUGUACGGUCCACUGGACUACUCUCUGGGAUUUGUCGAUGCAUCGCUCUGUGCUGUGUUCGGUGCUUUGCUGGGUGCAGCGGGUGUGGCGUACAUGGGUACCUUUGGACCACAGAGUGGUAACCGUACCAUGGUUGUUGCGAGAUACUUUAUGGGAUACUACCCGAGUAAGAUUUGCUGUCUGCUCAACAUCAUCAUCAUGCUGGGAUACGGAAUGAUCGACUGCCUCGUGGGUGGCCAGGUGUUGUCUGCGGUGGCGGAUGGUGGAAUGACGGUGGUGGUCGGGAUCAUCAUCAUCGCCAUCAUCACGUGGAUUGUCGUCGUGUUUGGUAUGGCGCCUUUCCAUGUCUACGAGCGAUGGGCCUGGGUGCCUCAGCUCAUUGCCAUCUUCGUCUUGGUCGGCAGUGCUGGGCCCAAGUUCGACACCAACAUUUCUUCCACUGGCGACACCCAGACCAUCAACGCCAACCGUCUUACCUUCUUCUCGCUUUGUCUCUCCAGUUCCGUGGCCUGGGCCCCGGCUGGCGCUGACUUUUUCGUCUACUUCCCUCCCAGCACCUCCAAGUGGAAGACGUUUAUCAUGACCUUCCUGGGUGUUGGCCUGGCGCUCUCCUUCGCCAACGUCAUGGGUAUUGGUCUCGCCAGUGGCACUCUGACCAAUCAGUCCUGGGCGGACGCCUACAAUACCUCCUCUGGAGCUCUGAUCCUGGCUGGCUACGAGGGACUGGGCGGAUUCGGCAAGUUCAUGGGUGUCAUCGUCGCCCUGGGUCUGAUCGCCAACAACAUUCCCGGAACCUACUCUGCCACCCUGGGCUUCCAGAUCAUGGGUCGUCACCUCGCCCGUCUCCCCAGAUGGCUUCUCUCCUGCAUUGGUGUGAUCAUCUACACUGCCUGCGCCCUGGGUGGCCGGAACCACCUCUACGACAUUUUCGAGAACUUUCUCGCCCUGAUGGGCUACUGGGUGACCAUCUACCUGACCAUCGCCCUGGAGGAGCAGUUCAUUUUCCGCCGCACCAUUGGCUUUGACUGGGAUGCCUGGGCCGACCGGUCCAAGUUGCCGAUCGGAUUUGCUGCUCUCGCCGCGUUCCUGAUCGGAUGGGCGGGCGCGAUUGUCUGCAUGGACCAGAUCUGGUAUGUCGGACCGAUCGCCAAGAUGGUUGGAUCGGAUGGUGCGGAUCUGGGUAUCUGGGUGGGUGUGUCGUGGGCGAUGCUGGUGUAUCCCCCGCUACGGUGGUUGGAGCUGAAGAAGAUCGGUCGGUAAAUGAUGGGUUUGAGUAAUGGUGAUGGGGUUUCCUUGUGUUCGAGACAGGAGGACGACGAAAAGAUGUAUAUGCCUAAUCGAUGUUUAUAACGGUGGAUUCGACUCCGAUAAUGUGUGAUGCUAGAACAAUCAAUACACUGAUUACUACGUU